This is a messenger RNA of Periophthalmus magnuspinnatus, 3297 nucleotides long. It is a transcript of the gene rtn4rl2a, whose product is annotated as reticulon 4 receptor-like 2 a. Gene Ontology annotation, molecular function: protein binding. The record is from RefSeq and is a predicted model, not a curated record. The transcript is spliced from 4 exons. NCBI's taxonomy places the organism in Eukaryota, Metazoa, Chordata, Actinopteri, Gobiiformes, Gobiidae. Gene Ontology annotation, cellular component: plasma membrane. The coding region runs from base 146 to 1507 and encodes 453 amino acids.
GCGGCAUGGUGCAGUAUAUAUGCGCCGGUCUUAGUGGCAGACUUCACUCUCUCAGUCGCUCCGACUCGGGAACCAGGGCAUCAGCGGAGAUAGCAGGCUUAUAUUUGGUCUUUUAGGCUAACUCGCUUUGGGCUUUUGGUUCAGGAUGGAAACCUCUUCGAUUUUUCGGAGCCGACGAUGCUCCAUCAUGCGCAACUGCAAAAGCGGUCUCUCCUUGUGGCUGGUGGUAUGGAUGGUCCUCGGCAAGCCUAGUCCGGUGUCUGCGUGUCCGCAGAACUGCGUGUGCUACCCGACACCGAUGACUGUGAGCUGCCAGGCGCAGAACUUUACCGCCGUGCCCGUGGGAGUGCCCUACGAGUCACAGCGCGUGUUCCUCCAAAACAACAGGAUCACGGAGCUCAGAGUUGGCUCUUUUGGCUUUGGGACUCAGGUCCUGUGGCUUUUCUCGAACAACAUCACGUGGAUUGAAGCUGGGGCUUUCAGUGAGCUGAGGGACUUGGAGGAGUUGGACCUGGGGGACAAUCCUAGCCUCCACAGACUGGAGGGGGGAGCCUUCCGUGGCUUAGAGAAACUCCAGAGCCUCCACAUGCACCGCUGCAAGCUCACUGCACUGCCCCAUGACAUCUUCCACAAACUCUACAGUCUGCAGUUCCUCUAUCUGCAGGAGAACCACCUUCAUUUCCUGCAAGAUGACAUCUUCUCUGAUCUGAUCAACCUGAGUCAGCUCUUCAUUCACGGAAACCGUAUCCGCACUCUCUCUGAAAACGUGUUCCGAGGCCUGGUCAAUCUGGACCGGCUGCUUCUCCAUGACAAUCGCAUCCGCCAGGUGAACCGCCGGGCCUUCAGAGACCUGGGCCGCCUCACCAUGCUGUUCCUCUUCAACAACUCUCUGGCCGAAUUGCCCAGUCAAACACUGCGAGACCUGCAGGGCAUUGAGUUCCUGAGGCUUAAUGCUAACCCCUGGUCCUGUGGCUGUGAGGCGCGCCCCGUGUGGGAGUGGUUUCGUGAGGUGCACGUUUCAUCAUCUGAAGUCAUCUGUGCUUCUCCCUCCACCCGCCGUGGCCAGGACAUGCGCUUCCUUCGGGAAAUGGACUUUGCUCUCUGCCCCCUGCCCGACCCUGGCUCCAUUGCUGGGUCCACCACAACCACCUUUAGCACCAAAACACGCUGGUGGUUUCACAAAAACAAGCCCCAGUCAUCCACCAAAGGUGUGUUUGAGAAGGCAUCAGAGACAGUGAAGGCUGGUCUCUAUGGCAAAGGGCCCUCCACCACCACCUCUGUAGUGAAGUACGAGUUGGGUGAGGAGGAGCUGGCUCUGCCUAAACUUGACCCAGAAGAAUACUGGGCCAACUACGGCAAUGAAGACUCUGGCAUCACAGUGCGCUGCUUCGAGCUCGAGUGUCCGCCUGAGUUUGACCUGCCACCCUCCUCCUCUGCCUCACCCUCUGUACUGCCUAUCCUCUCCUUAUGUCUACUCACAGUUCCCAUCCAUCUGCUAUUUGGUUGAAAGACUCUUAGCCCCUCCUUCGGCCUGUUUUAAAGCCGCGGGGCCCCUGUCAGACUGUCUACACCCCCUUUGCCUGCUCUGCCUUUAGUAAAGGUGCAGCCAGGGAGAUGGAGGGGAUGCUAAGAUUGUAAAUCUAGCACUUACAGGGCUUUACACUUUCAGGACUGCUAAGAGUAUUUCAGCUAUCAUAGCUCAGACACAGGUAAGCCUCACCUGUUAGACGUCAUUACUCCCUGUAAGCAGGGUGACGAGGGCUGAGUCCAUUGGUAAUAUCAGCGCCAAUUUUAUCAGCGCCAAUUUAUAAAGAUGAUUUCUAUCACCUCAAACUAGUUCCAGACCAAGUACAACAGUGCAUUUAGUGCAUCCACUGACUGGCUGCUAGAGACAUACUGAUUACUGUUAGAAUCAGAGCACAGUAAUGACGAUACUGUAACCACUUAAAGUGUCUUGUAAAUAGAUAUUGUGUGAUUAAUAUGGUGUCUGUAGUCUAGCACAUUUUUACCAUUUAGAAAUCUGAUCCUGAAAACUGUGAAGGCUUUGUGCUUCUACUUGACAGAGCACAAUGCACAGGGUAGAGAGGACAAAGAUGGCAGAAAUAAUGUAAUGUAUUUAGAAGGUUCAUAUCAAGGGAGACAAAACAGAACUAAUGCAGCAAUAAGAAAGCUAUGAGUAAUACAGACAGAGCACCAGUGCUGGCAGUAGAAGCAGCAUCCUGCAGGUAAAAUGUAAUACAAUCGUCUAUCAUCCACAACUCCUGUAAAUAUGGUGUCUCUAAGACAGACUACCACUGGGAAAGAAUGCUUCCUGCUGGAAGCUGGGAAAUUGUAUCUUGGAUGUCUUUCUGUGACAUAUUGCUAUAACGUGUUACGAUUGUUGACUUGAAGAGCUUAAUAUAAAACACUGAAUAUUUCCUUACUUCUGUUGUCAUACUUUUUCUUUACUCUUACUUUGAUUCACUUGGGCAACUCAAACAAAGACUUUAAAAAGUUGAAAUACAAGAGCCACAGCUUGGCUGUGUGUGAUCCCAUCAUGACUAAAGUGGUCGAAAGGUCUCACCACAUGGGAUCACAGUCACAGCCAGCGCUGGGCAGAAUAGCUCCGGGCAUCUGUCCAUGUGUGGAUAAAAUGAGAUGAAUGGAUUCACAGGCUGGCAUCACCACAAAAAGCAAAUACGUCAGUAGUUUGUCACUUGUUUGACUCAUCAAUGGGCCGCACCAGAUGGACAGCCGAGGUGUAAAUUGGCUCAGCUUGUCAAUACGUUAAGGGAGAUUCUGAGGAGUUACAAGAUGAGAGCUGCAGAUGAAAGGCUUACAAGUCAAAACAAACAGGCAGAUGCAAGCAUGAGCCCAAGUAAGCUUGUCAGAGUUUAGGAUAAAAAUAGCAAUCAUUUUCAAGGCCAAGAAGGGCAAUAUGGGAAUAGCAUAGACAUCUGUUGAUCCCCCAUAUGAUAGAGCCUUGAAGAAUGUCCCACUAUUUCUCAUUGUAUCUCUCCAUUCAAUUUCUUCGAGGACUGUAAGGGUCUCCACUUCAAUUAAUGUGACAUGCCCAAUAUGUAAAAGAAAAUAUAAAAAGUGCCUACAGUGGCCUUGGGCAGAAAUAACAACAUUCUUGACUUCAAGGGAAUGUUCAGUGUCCUGUCUCUUCAAGUGUGAUGGACGAGGUUCAAACUGAGCUAGGGUGCUCUUCAGUGGCCAAGACAAUGUGGUCGCUGUCAGAUGACCAAAGUGCCAGUUAUACCAUUCUCCCUAUCCUUUGUGUUCACUGUGCACGUCCAAUGUUUUGUAUGGAAC